UGUAGUGGUCGCCUGGCGGCGGCAGCCCGGGACACCCCGACCGGGGAGCCCCGGAGGACCCCCAGUCGGGGAGGACCCGGCCCCCAGCGUCUCCAGGCCUGACCUCCCCUGGGAACCGGCCCCUGCAGCCCAGGCCCCUCCUCCCCGGUGCGAAGGGUCAGCGCACAGGACCCCCCCGGCGCUCCCGCUCCCGGACUGAGGUACCUGGCAUCCUUUUACGGUUUUGUCAUGGAUGGAGUUCCAGUGACAAAAAUGAAAGUCGGUCCGAACUUGAUGAAGAAUAAACUUCAGGAAAUGCAGCAGUUCUUGGGGCUGAAAGUGACUGGGAGACUGGACGCCUCUACUCUGGACAUGAUGCACAUGCCCCGAUGUGGGGUUCCUGAUGUCCACGAGUUCAGGACACUGGCAGGGAGGCCAGUGUGGAGGAAACGCUUUCUCACCUACAGAAUCAACAGUUACACUCCUGACAUGAAGCCUGCAGAUGUUGACUAUGCCAUCCAAAAAGCUUUUCAAGUAUGGAGUGAUGUGACUCCCCUGAAAUUCAGGAAAAUUCACUCAGGAGAGGCUGACAUUAUGAUCGGAUUUGCCUCUGGAGCUCAUGGAGACUUCAAUCCUUUUGACGGCAGAGGGGGAACCAUAGCCCAUGCUUUCGGACCCGGACCCGGUAUUGGGGGAGACACACAUUUCGACGAGGCUGAAACCUGGACUGCGAACUACAGAGGCACAAACUUGUUCCUAGUUGCUGUUCAUGAGCUUGGCCAUUCCUUGGGUCUUGGCCAUUCCAGUGAUCCAAAAGCCAUAAUGUUCCCUACUUACAGUUACGUUGACCCCAACACCUUUCGCCUCUCUUCUGAUGACGUACGUGGCAUUCAGUCUCUCUAUGGAGGUCCAGAAAGGCGCCAACCCCCAUCACAUCCUGACACUACAGAAUCGGCCCCCUGCAACCCCAGUCUGAGUCUUGACGCUGCCACUACUGUGGGAAAUAAAAUCAUUUUCUUUAAAGACAGAUACUUUGGGUGGAGGAAUCCUGAGAGUCCAAAGAGCAAUAUUAGUUUAAUUUCUUCUUUCUGGCCAACCUUACCAUCUGGCAUUCAAGCUGCUUAUGAAAUUGGAGACAGAAAUCAAGUCUUUCUUUUUAAAGAUGAUAAGUAUUGGGUAAUUAGCAACUUAAGACCACAACGACUCUAUCCCAAGAAUGUACGUUCUUUGGGCUUUCCUAACUUUGUGGAAAAAAUUGAUGCAGCUGUUUUUAAUCCACUUCUCUAUAAGACCUACUUCUUUGUAGGUAAUCAAUAUUGGAGGUACGAUGAGAGGAGACAACUCAUGGACCCCGGUUAUCCCAAAUUCAUUACCAAAACCUUUCCGGGCAUUGGGCCUAAAAUCGAUGCAGUCUACUAUAAUAACAGACACUACUAUUUCUUCCAAGGAUCUCAUGUAUCGGAAUAUGAUGUCCUAUCCCAUCGUGUCACCAAAAGGCUGAAACACGAUAUCAAGUUAGGUUGUUAGGAAGGGUGUAAUUAGUAAUGUUUGUCCAUUCACUUCAGUUAAAUAAGAAUUUAUUGCUUACUUGCUCUGUGGCCAGAGUACCAGUGCAUGCUGGUGCGUUUCAUAAAAUAAGGUAAAGUCUAUAGGCCAGAGAUAAACGAUCAUACAUGUAAAUGGUCAUACAAAUUGCAUAAGAUUUUUCGAUUUUGAAAACCCUCACUGUCAAUAUUUACUUGAUUCAGCUAUUCAGCUUCAAAACAGACACCUUCAAGGGGCCAUAGACUAUCUUGGUCCCUGACCAUCCCACAACUGAGACAUUAUCAUGAUUUCUUUGCCUUAACUAAUAUUAAGAAAUAAUUUGUUUCUGUGGCCAUUGAAGGUUUCAACAAGUACAUUUUUUUAAUUCUUUUGGAGUAAAAACAGAAUAUACCAGGAAAUGACAAUUAAUGUAAGUAAUAUAUAAGUAAAUUAUAUAAUU
Herpailurus yagouaroundi (jaguarundi) is the source of this 1963-nucleotide messenger RNA. It is a transcript of the gene MMP12, whose product is annotated as matrix metallopeptidase 12. The transcript has 10 exons. Bases 229 to 1506 code for a protein of 425 amino acids. Lineage: Eukaryota; Metazoa; Chordata; Mammalia; Carnivora; Felidae. Gene Ontology annotation, molecular function: zinc ion binding; metalloendopeptidase activity. Gene Ontology annotation, biological process: proteolysis; collagen catabolic process; extracellular matrix organization. The record is from RefSeq and is a predicted model, not a curated record. Gene Ontology annotation, cellular component: extracellular matrix.